Paramecium sonneborni is the source of this 4114-nucleotide messenger RNA. NCBI's taxonomy places the organism in Eukaryota, Ciliophora, Oligohymenophorea, Peniculida, Parameciidae. The record is from the annotation of a GenBank genome assembly.
AUGAAAAAAAGCAAUGAUUUUCAAAAUGUAAAUGUAAGAGGUUCAAAAAAACUUAGAAUUUCUAACCAUAUUGCAAGCCUUUAAGCUUAAUAAAUGCUUAUGAGGGCAUAAUUAAAAAAAUAUGAAGAAUAUUUAUAAAAAAAUUAUCAUGAUAGAGAAUUACUUAAUGUGUCAAAAAGUCAUCCUAAGUACAAUUACUUGAUCAAAUUAAGAAACCCAGAAGAAAUCAGAAUAGAAAAAAUCAUUGAUUAAGGUAAAAAUUCUAUCAAAUAUAAAGCUAAAAACCUAUUCAUUUCUAAAUAAUAUUGUGAAACUAUCAUAUUGUUAGACUCAACAACUGCAUCUUCAAAAAAUUGCUAAGCUACUAUUUUAUAACAUAAAAGUAUACAUUUUACUAGUUUUUAAGUAAGAGCCUUAAUUAUUUUGGAAUUAUUCGAGAUAUCAUUAGUCAAUAUAGAUAACCUACUUUAGAUUAAACCUGAAGUUGUUUAUUACAUUAUUAAAUGUAUUUCAAUUAUCAAUUAUAAGUUUUUAUCUUAUAUUUGAUGAAACAAUUUUAUAAGGCAAAAUAAUCUCUUUUGGAAGCAUCUAAAUUAAAUAUUGAAGAAUUAGCAAAAUUUAUGAAUCCGUUAAUUCCUGAUUAUAAUAUGAAUCAAACUCACUAAGUUGAAAAUGAAAAUGCUCAGCCAAAAUUUUUUAGUAAUUAAUAUAAUUAUUUAAAUUAGUUUAAAAUGUUGAAUAAUAUAUAACUGCUAUCCUAAAUUUUAGGCAAGACAGAGAUGAUGAAAAUUUUAAAAUCUUAAAAAUGUUAAAUAUAUCUGUUUUCAAUUAAGAAUCUUUGAAUUAGAAAAAUUAUUUAGAUAAUUUUAGUACUUAGGCUAAACAAUUUUGUGAUAUUUAAAUUGGCAAAAAUCUAUCAAAUUUUAUUUACAUUCAUCAAAAAGGUAUAAAUAUAUCAUUAAUCUUUAGCUAUUUUAUUAAUUAAAUUAAGGGAUUAUACUGGAGCAGAAAAACUAUUAUAGCAUAACAAAAACAAUAAUCUUGAAAAUCAAUAAUAUGUUCAGACAUAUGGUUUAUAUUUUAUGUGUAUUAUUGUAGCAAAGUUUUUGUAUGAUUAAAAUGCAUUAGAUGAAAGCUUGUAGAUGUGGAACCAUUCCUUAAAAAUAGAUCCAUAAAAUUCUUACUCACACUAUUUUAAAGGUAUUAUUUAAAAUAUUCUAUUUAAGGUUUAACUUUAUUUAAAUAAAAAAAUUAUGAGAAAGCUCUGAAAAGUAUUACAAAAGCUUCAUAAAUUUUACCUGAAUGUGUUGAAUUUAUCAGUUGUAAAGGUUUACGUUUUUAUUUAAAUUAACUUAGCUGGUGUUUUACUAAUUAUAAAGCAAUAUGAAAAAGCCAUUUAAUUUUAUAACAAAGCAAUAAGCUUAUCACCUAAGUAGAAUUUUUACUAUUAUUAUAAAGGUACAUAUUUUAAACAAAUUUAGCAAAUUGUUUGUAAUAAAUAGGGAAAUUUGAAGAGUCUCUUCUAAAUUAUGAUCUAGCUAUAGAAAUAUAUCCCUGGAAAGCUGAUUUUUAUUUAUAAAAAGGUUUGAUUAAAAUAAUAUUUUAAGGCUAAGCGUUAGAACAAUAUGGUUAAUUAGUUAAAGCACUUGAAUACUAUUGGAAAGCUAUUGAUUUAGAUUCAGAAAAUGAAAUUUAUUAUUUGAUACUUGGUUUUCCUUUCUUAAUUAUUAAUUAGCAAGAUGUUUAAAUUUACAAAAUAAAUAAUAAGAGGCAAAAAAAAUUUUGUAAAAGUGCUUAAGGUCCAUUCCAUCCUCAUUUCGAGUUUUUUUGGAGCUAGGUUCAUCGAAUAUAUAAAUUUUAGGAGCUUUAUUAUUGUAAUAGGGAAAUUAAAAGAAUGCCAUAAAUUCUUUUGAAUAUUCUUUAAAAUAAAGUCAAAAUAGUUCUGAAAUAAGCUAUGAAAUUAGUAAAUUUAAUAAUUAAUUGAAGCAAAACAUUUAUAUAAUUAAGGUCUAUUUAAUCUAGCAAUCUAAUACAUUAAUUUAGCUAUUGAAAAAGAUUAAAACAACUAAGAUUAUAUAAUUUUAAAAGGUAGAGUAUAUAUUAAAAUUGUUAAGCAAAACUCACAGCUAACAUCAAUAAUCCACAAAAAGCCUUGGAUUAUAUUGAAUAAAAUAUUCAUGUUAAAUAAAAUAAUCCCUAUUACUUUUCUAUUAAAGGUACUUUCUUAUGUUAAUUCAAGGCUAUUUAUUAUUACAACAAAAUAAAAUUAAUGAAGCCUUAGAAUUUUUUGAUAAAACCCUGAAAAUAUAUCCUUAUGAAUCUGAAAUUUUAACUUAUUCAGGUUUUAAAAACUACUAAUUAUAGCUGAAUGUUUACAGAAACUUGGGCGAUUUAAUGAAUCUUUAGAAAGAUGUAAUCGUUCCAUUUAAAUAAAACCUUUAGCAAGCUCUUAUAAUUAGAAGGGUAUAUAUAAUAUUGAAAAUUUAGGAAUCACAUUAAAAGAAAUGAAACGUCGAGAAGAAGCUUUAGAUAAUUAUAAUUUAGCUAUUAAAAUGAAUCCGAAAGAACCUUUAUUUUAUUAUCAUAAGGGUCAGAUUAUUAUUCAAUUUUCAAGGUCUUCUUUUAUUUGAAACAUCACAUUAUAACAAUGCUUUGUAAUAAUAUGAAAUAGCCCUAUAAUUAAAUCCUGAAUUAUAUUUGUGUCUUAUCGAAAAAUGUAAAUAUCUUGGAUAAUUAUUAUUCAGGCAGAACUUUAAAUAAACUUAAAUUAAAAAAUUAAGCUCUAAAAGUAUUUGAAAAAGUUUCAUAGAUGUCUCACUAACCUUAAUACUCUAUUUAUCUUUUUAAUUAUGGUAAUCUAUGAGAUUAUAUUUUAAGGUGUGUUGUUACAAGAAUUAAAUCUUUUUGAGGAAGCUUUAUAGCUAUUAUGUUAAGCAACAAAUUAAAAUUAAAAUCUUCCUGGAAUCUUCAAGAUUAUUGGUAUAUAUUAGAAUCAAUUUCUAAGUAUAAUCUUUAGUUGAAACUAAUAAAUAUGAUGAGGCUUUGAGUUUUGUUAAGGAAUUCAAAAAUAAUAAUUACCAAGAUUAUCAUAGUUAUAAAGGUUAAAAUUUAUUACUAAUUUAGGAAUUAUAUUAAUCAAUAAAAAAUGCUAUUAAAAAGCUCUAAAUUGUUUUUAAAAGGCUAUUUUGAGAGAUUCAUCAAGUUAUUCACUUUAUUAUCAUAAAGGUAUGUUUUGAUUAACUAAUUUUAGGUAUUGCUUUAUUGUAAAUUUAUUUUGAGCAUUAUACUUAAUCUAAAUAAUUCUCAGGAAGCACUUGAAGCGUUUGAACAGAGUAUAAUAUAUAAUCCUGAAUAAUUUUAAAGCUUUAAUCAAAUUGGUUAGUAUUAAUCAUACAAUUUAAAGGUGUCUUGUUAUUUAAAUAGAAAAAAUAUGAAGAUGCUUUAAAAUAUUUUCAAGAUGGUUUGCAUAGAAAACCCUAAUCAUCAACCUUUUACGGAAAUUUAGGUUAAAUUAUGUUUAUCAAAUAGCAAUCACAUUAACUAAAAUUCUAUAGUAUGAGAAUGCUUUGAAAUAUAUAGAAAAUGCCAUAACUUUAGAACCAAAUAAUCAUAAACUAAUCAAUCAAAAAGGUAUUUUAAUAAAAAUUUAUUUUAGGCUUAUUGUUAGCAUAAAUGGGAAGAAGAAAAGAAGCUAUUAAAUUUUUUUAAUAAAAUAUAUCUUAAUAUCCAGAUAAUCCAAUUUAUUAUAUAAAUAGAGGAAAGAUUAUUAAUUAAAUAUUCUAGGAUAUAUUUUGGCGAAAUACUAAGAAGAAUAAGAAAUUAUCAACUUUGAUUAAAAUGAAAAUGCAGUAAUUAACUAUAAAUUUGGUACUUAAUUAAUUGAUUUGGAAUUUAAUUAAUAAUAAGAAAUCCAAGAUCAGCAUUUUAUGUCUCUCAUUAAUUAUAAUUUUGGUAAAAUAUAAUUAUUAUCUCAAGGAGUUGCACUAUUUAAAAUAAAGAAAUAUGAUGAAGCAAUUAUAAAAUUCGAUAACGCACUUAAAUUGGAUGCAACUUUAGUUUAAUCUUACUUAAUGAAAGGUAAAUUCGAUGUUUGAAAUAAUUUAGGAGAAAUCUU